Messenger RNA from Chlorocebus sabaeus (green monkey), 2432 nucleotides. NCBI's taxonomy places the organism in Eukaryota, Metazoa, Chordata, Mammalia, Primates, Cercopithecidae. The record is from RefSeq and is a predicted model, not a curated record.
GAAAGGAGGCAGCAGGGCGAGGGCGCCUCCUCCCUCAGUAGGCGCUUCCCAUUCUGAGGGGGAGGAAGAACCGAGGCGAGCUCGGGGCGUGUCCAAACUGCCGCCCCGCCCCGCUCCGCCCCGCGCUGGUCUUCGUCUCUCCGCUUCGCCUUCCGUUUGGAUUCCUGGAAAGGUUACCCGACCUGCGGUUGGGGCUCGGACCAAAGUCGAGUCCUCGAAAGGGAGCCUGGAGAGCGGCGGUGCUGGGAGGCCCGGCCAGCUGGAUCGCAGGCUUCUGCCUGACGGCCGGUUGCCGGAUGCGCACCCCAACAGCGGCUGCGCCUACGGGGCCCUGAGCCUUGCAAAAUCUCACUCAGAAGAGCCUGCUGCUGAAACGUGGGAGUUGAAAAAGGCACAGCACCUGCCUAGCAAUGACCGGCUCCUUUCGUCACAAGGAAGAUGACAUUUUUAGAAAACAUGUCAUGGGUUUUCACGAGAUCGCCAUGUUUAUUUCCUGAUGCUUGUUUGCUACUGAUGGGUGUGAGCAAGUUAGAUAUUCUAUACCGGAGACUUCUCCUAACAAAACUUUUUAUCAGAGGAUGGGGAAGGCCAGAAGAUCUCAAAAGACUCUUUGAAUUCAGAAAGAUGAUUGGAAAUCGAGAAAGAUGCCAGAAUCUGGUUUCAAGCGAUUAUCCAGUACACAUUGAUAAGAUUGAAGAGCAAUCAGAUUGUAAGAUCUUAGAUGGACACUUUGUUUCCCCUAUGGCUCACUAUGUGCCUGAUAUCAUGCCAAUUGAAUCUGUUAUUGCAAGGUUCCAAUUUAUUGUGCCUAAAGAAUGGAACAGCAAAUAUAGGCCUGUAUGCAUUCAUCUUGCUGGAACAGGAGAUCAUCAUUACUGGAGGCGACGAACACUAAUGGCCCGUCCUAUGAUUAAAGAAGCCCGAAUGGCUUCUUUAUUGUUAGAAAACCCUUAUUAUGGCUGCAGGAAACCCAAGGACCAAGUGAGGUCCAGCUUAAAAAAUGUGUCUGACCUUUUUGUGAUGGGAGGAGCUCUUGUUUUAGAAUCUGCAGCUCUCUUGCACUGGCUAGAGAGGGAAGGUUACGGCCCUUUAGGAAUGACUGGAAUAUCCAUGGGAGGACACAUGGCUUCCUUAGCGGUAUCCAACUGGCCUAAGCCCAUGCCAUUGAUUCCAUGCCUGUCUUGGUCCACAGCAUCUGGGGUCUUCACUACGGGUGUGUUGAGUAAAUCAAUUAAUUGGCGGGAGCUGGAAAAGCAAUAUUAUACCCAGACAGUUUAUGAAGAAGAAAUUAUUCACAUGCUUGAAUACUGUGGAACAGAUUCUUUCAAAAUGGGACAAGAGUUUGUGAAAUGCUUCACUAGCAGUGCAGACAAGCUAACUAACCUUAAUCUGGUUUCCAGAACUUUAAAUUUAGAUAUAACAAACCAAGUUGUAUCCCAAAAACCUGCUGACUGCCAUAAUUCUAGUAAAACAUCUGUCAGUGCAACAUCAGAAGGACUCUUAUUGCAAGAUACCUCUAAGAUGAAGUGCUUCAGUCAAACACUUUCAACCAACAAAAGUAGUUAUACAAGUUGCAACCCUCAGUCAUACCACCUACUUAGUAAAGAACAAAGAAGAAACAAUCUUCGGAAAGAAUCUUUAAUAUUUAUGAAAGGUGUCAUGGAUGAAUGUACUCAUGUAGCAAAUUUCUCAGUACCAGUUGAUCCAAGCCUCAUUAUAGUGGUUCAAGCCAAAGAAGAUGCCUAUAUUCCACGAACAGGAGUUCGAAGUUUACAAGAAAUUUGGCCUGGUUGUGAGAUCCGAUACUUAGAAGGGGGUCAUAUUAGUGCUUAUCUUUUUAAACAAGGACUCUUCAGACAAGCCAUCUAUGAUGCAUUUGAACGCUUCCUCCAUAAAUACGCUAACUAAUUGGAUUAUUAUAUGUAACCAGUGUGGCCAAGAUGUUUCUUACAAAAGGAAGCUUCAUCCUAUGAUCAUGUGAAGGACAAGCAGACAGCACUAAUAUAUCUAAUCGCUAUCAAUGUAGUCUGGAAUUCAUUGUUACAGAUCUGUUAACUAUAAACUUCGAAUACAUUUGAAUAAUUUCAAGAUAAUAUUUGAAGUAAAUAAUGUUAAAGUAUUUUUAUUAUUGUUCAUUGGAAUCCCAUAUACUCAAUGUUUAGUCUGUUGUUACUAUCUAUGAAAACUAAAUUUUUAAUCAUGAAUAAUUUAUUAAAUUAAAUAAAUUUAUUCAUAGAAACUCUUCUGGGUUUUAGUAAAAUUGCUAAAUCAAACCAAGAUUUUAAUAUAUCAGCAUUUACUUUGUACCCUUAUAACAUUUCACUAUUGACUUUAUUUGAAAAACAUGUUUAUUUUUUGAAUGUAUGGUGAAUUCAUAAUCUUGUGUUCAACUAAUUUUCUGCUGUGGAAAUAAAUACUUACGAUGUAUAAAA